This is a messenger RNA of Schistosoma intercalatum, 2925 nucleotides long. The record is from the annotation of a GenBank genome assembly. NCBI's taxonomy places the organism in Eukaryota, Metazoa, Platyhelminthes, Trematoda, Strigeidida, Schistosomatidae.
AGAAAUUAUGUCAUCACUGGCAUAGCUAACAGAAGAAGGAAAAAAACAACCCUAUUGUGAUUAACUAAUAGAUACAUGUAUCAGUAUUAUAUAUACAAUGAAUGGUAGCCUACAUUGUGUUAACUAUGAAAUUCACUAACAUACUGUUUGAGAGACAAAAUUACAAUGAUAUAAGUGAAUUGAAAAUGAUGAUUAAAAUAUAUCUUUCUUUUUCAAAAAAACUAAUAUAAUGUACCCACGCAAAUGAAUUAUAUAUACAGAGAAACUUGACACAUCUAAACAAAUACACAUACAGUAUUUAAUUUGUGUGUUUACAAUAAUUCAUUCUGACUUUUUUUUGUUAUUCAUCGAUAAUGUUCAUUUCGAUGACAAUCCACUUAAUUAUUCUAUUGUAUACAUAACCCCAUAGUCUUGGAUUCAUUAUCAAUCGGUAUAUUUAAUUAUGAAAAGAAAUAAAGAAUAUUUCAUUGGAUAGUAUUAUUAUAUCAUAAUGCAAUAACAUUUAAAUUAUGUAUCAAUCACAUUGUUUAUUAUUAAUCAUUUUAUUAACAAUUUAUACUGUGAAUAUUCUUCAAGGAUGUAUGAAAUCAUCAAUGUUUUAUCGUACACCAAUACGUACACGUUCUCAUGUAUUUGUACCAGGUGAAUAUCAACCAAAACAAUUAGAAAGUAAUUUAGAAGCUAGUGGACCAUUAGAUACAAGAGAUUUUCAUAAUCAAUUCCCAAAUAAACGUUUAGUACGUGUUGAUUCACCAUAUAUUAUAUUUGAUUCUGAAGAAGCUAGAUGGAUGACAAAAGGUUGUCGAGAUCGACUGAUCAAAUUAUCGACACAGAUACAUAAUACAUGGGCUAAACAAGAUGUUAUUUUACGAGUGAUACGUUCUUGGGUUAAACCGCCACCAAAUUACAAACCUCUUCCACAAGAUGAUAAUGUAGAAGAUAAUCAUGAAGACUCACCAUUACUUUAUGAGAAAACCUCUAAACUGGAAAAAGUUUCAAAUGGUCGUAAUCCAGUAUUUGUGGGUAAUUCACCAACAGUUUUUUCUGGUCAAAGAGCAUUACCAUUUGUACCAGUUAAAUCAAGACAAUUUCUUGAUGCACCAGUUAUUGAUAUGACACCAGAAAUGAUGGAUGGUGAAUUCAUUCAAAUCAAUUCUCAUUCAAAUAAAGUUGGAACACAAUCGAAAAAUUUAAAAUUUAAUCAAUUUAUUCCAUCAUCAAAAAGUAUUUCAACACAAACUAAUCGUUGGCCUUCAACAAAAAAUAAUCCAAAUUAUAUCACACAUCUUUCUUCGCUACCAAGAUCAUCUUUUUCAUCAUAUCCAACACAAAAUCCUCAUUCACAUCAAUCAUUGUCGUCACCAACAUCAUCAUCAUCAUCAUCAUCGUCAUCAACAUCAUCUGGAUAUUUUUUCAAUCCAAACAAAGUUUCAUCAUCUUUACCAGACUCUUCAUAUGAUACAAUGAUUCGAUUGCCAAGACAUGUUUUACUUAAACAAUCAAAUAUGACAAUUUAUCGUUUAAAUCAAACAAUGAAUGAAAUUCAUUCAUCUAAUCGAAGUGAUAAAGCAUUACAUAAAUUGGUUGAACGUUCAAUUAAUACAAUGUAUACAUCCAAUAUUGAUCGGAAACAUCGUAAUUAUGAUUAUUAUUCUAAUCCAAAUCAUUUAAUCACUAAUAAUAAUAAUAAUAAUAAUAAUAAUAAUAAUAAUAAUAAUAAUAAAUUAAAUGAAUUACGUAUGGAAGAAUUUCAUUAUGCUGGUAGAGCUGUAGAUAUGGAAUUAAUUACACGACAAUAUGGUAGACCACAUAAUUCAGAUUUACAUUUAGGUGUAUUAGCACAAAUAGCAUAUUAUGUAGCACAUUUUGAUUGGUGUUUUUUUAAUCGUGCUGGUCAUGUACAUUGUUCUGUUAAACCUGAUUCUAUUGUUACAUCUCAAUGGUUUGGUUGUUUUCCUAGUGAAUCAAAAGUAUAUAAAUCAAAUGGUCAAUUAAUAUCAAUGAAAGAUUUAAAAAUUGGUGAUUAUAUUAUAACACAAAAUCCAAUAAAUGGUCAUAUAACAAAUACAUUAGUUUUUGGUUUCCUUGAUUAUGAUCAACAUGCAUGGAGUCCAUUAAUAGAAAUUAAAUAUCAAAUUCAUUCAAAUUUAAUACAACAACAACAACAACAACAACAACAACAGCAACGAGAACACCACCACCACCACCAUCACCAACAACGAGAACACCAACAAGAAGAAGAAGAACAACAACAAAAUAGUAUUUAUUUAACUGAAGAUCAUUUAAUUUUUAUAUAUGAUAAUACUACUAUGGUAAAUAGUAAUAAUAAUAAUAAUAAUACCAAAAUGAUGAAUAAGAAAGCUGUAUUUGCAUCGACUGUUAAAAAAGGUCAAAUCAUUUUUGUUUAUAAUUACCAUCAUUAUCCUCAUCAUCAUCCUCAUCAUUCGAAUGAAUUAAUCCAAGCAGAAAUUAUAUCAGUUGAAUUAAGAAAUUCUUUAUUGAUUAAUCAUACACAAUAUGAAAAUCGAUAUAAAAUUGGUUUAUAUGCACCAAUUACUGAUACUGGUACAAUGAUUGUAGAUAAUGUUUUAGUAUCAUGUUUUGCUUAUAUAUCUAAUCAUCAAUUAGCAUCUAUUAUUAUAUCACCAUGGAAAUUAAUUUAUCAAUUAUUAUUCUAUAUGAAUAGAUUUAUUAAAUUAUUUCAAUAUAAUGAAUAUAAUGAUGAAAUAGAUUCAAUCAAUUCAAAUGGUAUACCAUGGUUUAUUCAAUGGAUUUAUAAAAUCAUGUAUCAAAUUUUACCGGAUUCACAGUUUUAUAAAAGUACAUCUUUGAUUUAAAUAUUAAACAAAUAGCAUUUAUAUAUGAAAUAUAUAACAGUGUAUCACAACGUAAAUCUAUCUAUCUAACCUAACCUAACCUAACCUA